Osmia bicornis bicornis is the source of this 426-nucleotide messenger RNA. RefSeq names its product BLOC-1-related complex subunit 8 homolog. The coding region runs from base 1 to 426 and encodes 141 amino acids. Lineage: Eukaryota; Metazoa; Arthropoda; Insecta; Hymenoptera; Megachilidae. The transcript has 3 exons. Gene Ontology annotation, cellular component: BORC complex. The record is from RefSeq and is a predicted model, not a curated record.
AUGGCUGCGAAAGUGUAUCAAUCAGAUCAGGAAUUGGAAACGAAGGUUAAGAAAGCAACUGAGCGUAUAUCUGAAAAUAUGCACAUAGUUGCAAACGAACCAUCUCUUGCCUUUUAUAGAUUACAGGAACAUGUAAGAAAAGCAUUGCCUCCGAUGGUGGAGAAACGUGUUGAAGUGCUUGCUCUUCAACAGCAACUAUUAGGCAGAUGUUAUGAUGUAGAAUAUGCUCAAUUGAAAUACGAAGAGCAACGUAGACAUAAAAAAGACAGCAAUAGAGAUUCUGUAUACAAAAGACUAUCUGCCCACAUUCCAACAUUAGAUCAUUUACCGGAUGAAAUAUCUGAUGUUGUAAGAGAAACUGCAAAUAGAGUAGAAUCCAUGAUGAAUCAUGCUAGACAUUCUACAGAGAUUCAAAAAACAAGCUAA